CUAAAAUAGCUUUUUUAAUUCAUGCUAGUCAUGCUUAAUUUUGUUUUUGAUUUGCUUAAGCCGCUUACGUAUGGCCGUCUGUCUUAUCGCACGUUAUCUAGGUAUCUAGUUUUGUGAUAGUAACAUGCGAUUGUCGGUUUAUAAACAGUGUUGGAUAAAUGCUUUGAAGAGUGUUGUGAAUUUUGUUGAUAUUUUGCGGGUUAAUAAUAAUAAUACGGGUUGUCUGAAGGUUGAAAAAUAAACCAUGGGUGAUAUUGACUAUGAGAUCAUCAGUGAGGAAGCGAGUCCAAAAAGAUACAAGAUAUCGAACGCUAUUGAAGUCCCGAUUCUUCUUAUGAUGAUCGGUUUUGCUGUGUCUGGAAUCCAAAUAAGCAACCUCAUCAUGCACCGGACUUGCGUUCACGAACUGAACCGCACCGCCUCCGAGUGCCAACAUUUCCUCUCUCCUGAGAUGACCUCCACCUCCGAAGAACUAAGCCAAAGGCAGGAGUUGGAACGAGAAGUGCAGGAAUAUGCCAACAAGGUUAUGACGGCCAAGGCGGUGUUAGAGUCAGCGGGGCCAGCAGUGCUCUCGUUGUUUGUAGGAGCAUGGUCUGACAAGCACGGCAGGAAACCUCUUAUUGUCUGGAACCUUUUAGCAAUGACGUUGGGCUCCAUGGCGCUAGUAGUAUACAGCAUGGUGUCCCUCAGCCCGUGGUGGCUGGUGGCUUGCAGCGUGUUCUUCUCGCUGACUGGCGGGAUGAGCGUCGUUAUCACUGGCGCUAUGUGCUUCGUUAGUGACGUCACUGACAAUAGAAAUAGGACUUUUAGAUUAGUAAUGGUCCAGAUGAGCCUAGUGAUUGGCAUAGCGGGAGGUUCUAUGGUCAGCCCAUUCCUGCUCAGAGCAGUGGGCAGCGUCUACUCGUUGCUCAUAGUGGCUGCUCUCUAUGCGUGCGCGUACGCAUUCUCCGCUGUCGCCAUUCAAGAGUCUUUGACGAAUAUUGAAGAGGGCAGUAUAUUUUCCGUGCUAGAUUUUUCGCACGUUAAGGACAUGCUAACGGAAAGUUUCAAGGAAAAACCAAACUACGGCAGAGCGAAGCUGCUUCUUACAGUCGGCGCGUCUAGCCUUAACGCAUUCGCUAUGUUGGGAACAAUGGGUCUUAUGUACUUGUACACAAGGAACAAACUGCAAUGGACGAUGAAAGAUUUCACGACUUUUUCGGCUUUAAGCACCGUUUGGAGUUUGGGAGGGUUCUUUGGGGUAGCAUUGAUACAGAAAAUGUUCCAUAUAAGCGAUCUGAGUUUCGCUACGAUAGCUGUCUUCUCUUGUGUCGUAGAGAACAUUAUAAAAGCUGGAGCAGUUGAUACAUGGGAGAUGUAUCUUGGUUCAGCCGCAGCUGUCUUCGGGACAGUCUCCGGGCCGUUAAUCCGGUCGUACUUGUCCCAGACGUUACCCAGUCAAGACAUAGCAAAGGUCUUCGGCCUGAUGGGCUCGGCCGAGUCUUUCAGCCCGCUGCUAGCGCCACUGGUGUACAACGCGUUGUAUGCUUACACGCUCGCAAGUUUUCCUGGAGCAUUUUUAGUGCUCACCGCUGCUAUUUCUACUGUGUCACUAGUGUUCUUGCUGAUCGUGAAAUGUCUCAUAGUAAAGAGUCCUUCAGUGCCAUAUCAGUUAGUUGAGGAAACAGAUCAACACAUCGAAUCACACUCUGACACAGAUUCGCGCCACAGUAAAACGGAAUAGUCAGUAAAUAAAUUUUCGUCUUUAGUGCCUAUUCUACUGUCUUGUCUUUUCAUGGUCAAAAUUAGCAUAAAUUCCGAUGAUGUGAUAUAGUAUUAUUAAUUAACUAAAACCCGCUUCCGAUUGCAAUCAUUGUAAAUAAAAGGCUCGAAACUGUUAUUUUAUGUAGAUUAGAAAGAUAAGAAAAAUGUGAAAUGUGUUUUAUUUACUCGUAUGUUAAGUAUUUAAUUUUGUAUGUGAAUCAAGUGGCGCCAAUCGUUAUUACCAGUGAGAUUGACAGCUAGGUUAUUUUUUGAGUGAAAUGUUUAUAUAUUUUUUGUGUAAAAUUUUCAAGUAUUUUUAGCAAUAUUUAUGUUAAUAUGUUCUCCUGUAGUGUUAUGUACUGUGUAAAUAAAUAAUUAAUAUUA
This is a messenger RNA of Ostrinia furnacalis (Asian corn borer), 2127 nucleotides long. RefSeq names its product proton-coupled folate transporter-like. Bases 245 to 1723 code for a protein of 492 amino acids. Gene Ontology annotation, biological process: transmembrane transport. The record is from RefSeq and is a predicted model, not a curated record. Gene Ontology annotation, cellular component: membrane. Gene Ontology annotation, molecular function: transmembrane transporter activity. The transcript has 8 exons. NCBI's taxonomy places the organism in Eukaryota, Metazoa, Arthropoda, Insecta, Lepidoptera, Crambidae.